AUGACUAUAAAGCAACUUUUGUCUGAGAUGAAUUUUGAUUUCUCCAACAAGCAAAUGAUUUUGAAAAGAUACAUAUCGAAAAAAAGCUUCAAAAAUCUCGCUCGUAUUUUUACGCAUUCAAAAUCUGUUCACGCUUAUAAAAUGAAUGCAAAAUUUCUCUUCUUCGCUCUCGCCUUACUCGUUUCUGCCGUCUCCACUUUGGCGGCACCAGCGAUCGUGGUUAACACUGUUUACACUCCACCAAUCUACUGUGAUUACGGAAAUCUGUAUUGCGGUCCAAUUGUCACUGCCACUUCUCAAUAA
Messenger RNA from Ambispora leptoticha, 303 nucleotides. The record is from the annotation of a GenBank genome assembly. NCBI's taxonomy places the organism in Eukaryota, Fungi, Glomeromycota, Glomeromycetes, Archaeosporales, Ambisporaceae.